Trichoderma gamsii is the source of this 1851-nucleotide messenger RNA. RefSeq lists its product as hypothetical. Gene Ontology annotation, cellular component: cytoplasm; mitochondrion. The record is from RefSeq and is a predicted model, not a curated record. The coding region runs from base 1 to 1851 and encodes 616 amino acids. Gene Ontology annotation, molecular function: ATP binding; ATP hydrolysis activity. NCBI's taxonomy places the organism in Eukaryota, Fungi, Ascomycota, Sordariomycetes, Hypocreales, Hypocreaceae. The transcript has a single exon.
AUGGGCGUUUUAACCAGGAUGAGAAAGUUCUCAACCGCCAUCACCAUCACUGAUCCCUUGGUUAAAUACCAGUCUCUGGUGGCCGCAGGCAUAUACGCUCCUGAUCCCGCACAGCACCGCCUCGCGCGCCAUUUACACAAGAUAUACAUCCGUAUAAAGGAUUAUUCUCCCCAGACUGAGUACCGCCAGCGGCUGGAUCAACUCACCCGCCUCACCGAGCCCAAAACGCUGCCACAGGAAGAGACUGGAGAAGGCAUCCUCGCACUGCGGAACCACGCAAUAUGGAGAAAUCCCCUUUUCAAACAUCUGCUUCACACUCGUGAAGGGCGUGAGAGUCUAGCACUCACGCGAGUUUUCACCAAUCACCAAACGGCGAUAGAAAUCGAUUCUCCCAAAGGGCUGUUUCUUUCGGGAGAAGUUGGCACGGGUAAAUCUAUGCUUCUCGAUCUACUGGCGGAAGGGCUGCCCACGCAGAAGAAGAAGCGAUGGCACUUCAAUACGUUUAUGCUCUACACCGUAUCUCAGCUUGAGAAGCACCGGAAAUCGAAUCUCCAGCCAUCCAAUGCAGCCGCAGAACACUCUCUUCUAUGGAUGGCUAAGAAGCUCAUCGACGAAUCACCAAUUCUCUUCUUAGACGAGUUUCAGCUUCCUGACCGAGCUGCGAGUAAGAUUCUCAGCAACUUAUUCGUUACCUUUUUCCAGCUAGGUGGAGUCCUCGUUGCGUCUUCAAACCGGAUGCCCGAAGAGCUACAGAAAGCUACGGGUAUUGAUUACGCGCCGACGUCAAGAGGUAUUAUGGGCAAGAUAUUUGGUGGCGUGACGCGCAGUAGGGGAGAGCUUUUCGGCCAGUCUAGUGACUUCGCCGCAUUUCUGGAAGUUCUGAAAGCGAGAUGCGACUUUUGGCAGAUGGAGGGCGCUCAGGAUUGGAGGCGAAGAGACGAGGACUGCAGCCCGGAUGCCUCUACAAGCCAGGCAGGAGAUGCACAUGGUGCGUUACAGAUUAGCACUCCAAUUGAGACGAAAGACGACGAAUUACAAUCUCGAAAGAGACCUCAGCACUAUUAUCUCUCUGAUGAGGACGACCAAGCUUUCGAACGCAGAACUCGGGAGAUUGUUCUAGGAUCAAGUAGCAGCCCAAUCCCAUGGGAACCAUCCAUAAUCAUCGUCUACGGCCGCCCAGUUACUACACCAUACCAUUACAAAGGCGUUGUCUUAUGGACUUUUGACAAGCUCGUUGAAUCAUUUGGACCCGCGGACUACCUUACAAUGGCAUCCACAUACCACACCUUCAUCAUUGACCGAGUCCCCGUAUUGACGUUGCUCGCCAAAAACGAAGCACGGCGUUUCAUCACCCUCCUGGACGCCAUGUAUGAAGCUCGCUGCAAACUCGUCAUCCGCGCACAAAGCCUCCCUGACGAUCUCUUCUUUCCCGAGUCACCAGCGCUCCCAGGCCCUUCAUCAAAGACCUCUGAUAACAGAAAUAGCGAUAAACUUCCAAACGCCAAUACCGCUGACAACAACGACGCAACUUACUCGGAAACCAUUGCCGAAGUCUACCAAGACUCAAUAUCCCCCUUUCGCCCCAACGUAUCCUACUACGACACCAAAUCCGCCACGUCAAAAUACGACCCAGAUCAAGACUCUGAUUUCGGACUGCAGAAGCGCCCUGUGGACUUUGCAAACGCUGGUGCCUUUACCGGAGAAGACGAGCGAUUUGCUUACAAGAGAGCCGCGUCACGGCUGUGGGAGCUGUGCAGCGCGAGAUGGCAUGCCAGGACGGGAGACUGGUGGCAGCCGCUGGCGAUGGAAGCGCGCCACUGGGAAGGGGGCGAGGCGUCAAAGCCGUACUAG